This is a messenger RNA of Saimiri boliviensis boliviensis (Bolivian squirrel monkey), 4094 nucleotides long. The record is from RefSeq and is a predicted model, not a curated record. Lineage: Eukaryota; Metazoa; Chordata; Mammalia; Primates; Cebidae.
AAUAACAUAAACUUUGCUAAUUCAAUAAACAUUUAUCUACAACCUAUAUGGCUUCAGCUUUGUACUAGGUGCUAAAUACAUGGGAUCCAUGCAGACAUGGCCCUUGGCCUUUUGGAGCCUUAUUCCAGCCAUAGUCACAUAUAGGGGUGUCAAUUCCAGAAGUCCACACCUAAGAGACUGAAGACCAAAGAGAGGAUCAGAAUUCCAAUUUCCUUUAUAUACAUCUAACUUUACCCAGCGUGAUGGACAGCUGGAAUAACCUCUUUCAGGGUAGAGAUAUCCCCACCAUUUGCACAUGACUUUGCACCUUCAACUUGAUUACUAUUUAAUAUCAUAGCUCCAGUAUGUGAUCAUGUGAGCAAGAGAUACACCACAGUAAGCGAAUUCACAAAAGGAUGAUUUAUAAUCCAUGUUAUUUAUAGUGGGAACUGCAUAGGUUCACGAAGAGACCAGAAAAGUCACCUACCAGGUCAUUCAGAUGAGAGGUUACUCCCUGUCAAACUCAAUUGAAAUGCAAAUUAAAACAGAAAUGUCCAAAUUUCUUUGGAGGCAACAAGCAUCCUGAGACCCUCGGUCCUGUCUUUCAUCUCUGCGCCCUUCCAGUCCGAAACACAGCAACCGGUUCUUACUUGAUAGAUCCCGGAUGAAGGGCAGGGAGCAACAGGAAGUCGCAGUAUCCACGGCUCGGCCGUUAUUCUGUGCCUCGGCUGCUUCAAGGGUCCGUUCCAGUGUCAUCUCCUAGCGGCCUGGCGCCGAGGCGGUGGUACCCAAGGCUGGAGCCGCAGCGGGAGCCCCCGAUGAUACUCUCCAAACUCUAAGGAAGAAGUCAAGGAUUAAGGAGACCUGGACUGGAGAGGAGCCUUUUUCUAAAACAACAAUGACAAGAGAAAAUUGGGCCCACAAUGCUUUGAGACAAGAGGGCCUUGUGAAAGGGAAGGAUGAUACUUGGAAAUGGGGAACCAGCUUCCAGGGAAGCAGCUUCUCUGUUUGGGAGACCUCCCACCUGCACUUUAGACAGUUACGUUACCAUGAGACAUCUGGACCCCAGGAGGCUCUGAGCCGGCUCAGAGAACUCUGUCGCCGGUGGCUGAGACCAGAAGCACGUACCAAGGCACAGAUCCUGGAGCUGCUGGUGCUGGAGCAGUUUCUGAGCAUCCUGCCUGGGGAGAUUCGGACCUGGGUGCAGCUCCAUCGCCCUGGGAGUGGCGAGGAGGCUGUGGCCCUGGUAGAGGAGCUACAGAAAGACCUUGAUGGACCAGCAAUAAAAGUUCCAGUCCUUGUCCAGGAUCAGAGCCCUCUCCAGAAGGCAGUGAGCACUCCAGGAACACUUUCUCCUGUACUUCCUGGCAGCCACAUAGCAGCUGAAAUUUGCCUGCAUCCUACUGAUCCAGUGGCAUUCAACUUCCAGGAUCCUCAAAAUGAUAGUCCUGCCCCUGAAGCUUCUGCCCUUUCUCAGGAAGAGAACCCAAGAAAUCAAUUAAUGGCACUUAUGCUCCUAACAGCCCAACCCCAGGAGUUGGUGAUGUUUGAGGAGGUAUCAGUAUGCUUCACUUCAGAGGAAUGGGCAUGCCUUGGCCCAAUCCAGAGGGCCUUGUACUGGGAUGUGAUGCUGGAGAAUUAUGGAAAUGUGACCUCCCUAGAAUGGGAGACCAUGACCGAGAAUGAGGAGGUGACAUCAAAGCCAAGUAGUUCUCAAAGAGCAGACUCUCAGAAAGGAACAUCAAAAAGACUUCAAGGAAGUGUUCCCCAGGUUCUUGAUUUUGAAGAAGAGUGUGAAUGGCAAGUUUUGGCAAGCCAGUGGGAAAAUGAAACAAAGGAAAGGGCAGAUAGAGUGAAGAAAGUUUCUCUUUGUGAACGAGACAAGAAGAAAAGGACUCCACCAGAGAAGCAAGGCCAAAAGUGGAAGGAAUUUGGAGAAAGCUUGACUUUCGGCUUAGCUAUUUCUGAAAGUUUAGUAGGUACUGAAGGAAAGAAGUUUUAUAAAUGUGAUAUAUGUUGUAAACAUUUUAAUAAAAUCUCCCAUCUUAUAAACCAUAGGAGAAUCCACACUGGUGAGAAACCUCAUAAAUGUAAGGAAUGUGGAAAAGGCUUUAUUCAGCGUUCAAGCCUUCUAAUGCAUUUACGGAACCAUUCAGGGGAGAAACCUUAUAAAUGUAAUGAAUGUGGGAAAGCAUUUUCUCAAAGUGCUUACCUUCUAAACCAUCAGAGGAUCCACACUGGGGAGAAACCUUAUAAGUGUAAGGAGUGUGGAAAGGGUUUCUAUAGGCACUCGGGCCUAAUUAUACAUCUAAGGCGCCAUUCAGGGGAGAGACCCUAUAAGUGUAAUGAAUGUGGGAAAGUUUUCUCUCAGAAUGCUUACCUCAUUGACCAUCAGAGGCUCCACAAAGGGGAAGAACCUUAUAAGUGUAAUAAGUGUCAGAAAGCUUUCAUUCUGAAGAAGAGCCUCAUUCUGCACCAGAGAAUUCAUUCUGGGGAAAAACCCUAUAAAUGUGAUGAAUGUGGAAAGACAUUUGCUCAGACCACUUACCUUAUUGACCAUCAGCGACUCCACAGUGCAGAGAACCCUUACAAGUGUAAAGAAUGUGGAAAAGUUUUCAUUAGAAGUAAAAGCCUCCUAUUACAUCAGAGAGUCCACACAGAAAAGAAAACGUUUGGUUGUAAGAAGUGUGGGAAGAUUUUCAGUUCUAAGUCAAACUUCAUUGACCAUAAGAGGAUGCAUAGCAGAGAGAAACCUUAUAAAUGCACUGAAUGUGGGAAAGCCUUCACUCAGAGUGCUUACCUUUUUGACCACCAGAGACUCCACAAUGGGGAGAAGCCCUAUGAAUGUAAUGAAUGUGGGAAAGUUUUUAUUCUGAAGAAGAGCCUCAUUUUACAUCAAAGGUUCCACACUGGAGAGAAUCUCUAUGAAUGUAAAGACUGUGGCAAGGUCUUUGGUUCGAACAGAAACCUCAUUGACCAUGAGAGACUCCACAAUGGGGAGAAGCCAUAUGAAUGCAGAGAGUGUGGGAAAACCUUUAUUAUGAGCAAAAGUUUUAUGGUCCAUCAGAAACUCCAUACACAAGAGAAAGCCUACAAAUGUGAGGAUUGUGGGAAGGCUUUCAGUUACAAUUCAAGCCUGCUUGUACAUCGGAGAAUCCACACUGGAGAAAAACCCUUUGAAUGUAGUGAGUGUGGAAGAGCUUUCAGUUCAAACAGAAACCUCAUUGAACACAAGAGAAUCCACAGUGGUGAGAAACCCUAUGAGUGUGAAGAGUGUGGCAAAUGCUUCAUUCUGAAGAAAAGCCUCAUUGGACAUCAGAGAAUUCACACGAGGGAAAAAUCUUAUAAAUGCAAUGACUGUGGGAAAAUCUUCAGUUACCGCUCAAACCUUAUAGCCCAUCAGAGGAUCCACACUGGCGAGAAACCCUAUGCAUGUAAUGAAUGUGGAAAAGGUUUUACCUACAACAGAAACCUGAUUGAACAUCAAAGAAUUCACAGUGGAGAAAAAACCUAUGAAUGUCAUAUAUGUAGGAAAGUCCUUACCUCUAGUAGAAAUCUUAUGGUACAUCAAAGAAUCCACACUGGAGAGAAACCUUAUAAAUGUAAUGAGUGUGGAAAAGACUUUAGUCAGAAUAAAAACCUUGUUGUACAUCAGAGAAUGCACACUGGGGAAAAACCUUAUGAGUGUGAGAAGUGUAGGAAAUCUUUUACUUCUAAGAGGAAUUUAGUUGGUCACCAGAGAAUUCACACAGGGGAGAAACCCUAUGGGUGUAAUGAUUGUAGUAAAGUUUUUAGGCAAAGAAAAAACCUUAGUGUACAUCAGAAAAUCCAUACAGAUGAAAAACCUUGUGAAUGUGAUGCGUCUGAAGAAGAAUUCUCUCAGACUUCCAACUUUCAUCUUCAACAGAAAAUCCAUACCAUUGAGGAAUUCUCUUGGCUACAAAACACCAAUGAAUCCAAGAUUGAGAUUCAGAAAAUCUAGUGUCAUAUGUAAAAUGGAAUAGAAUCCCUGCCUACUUAAGUAACUGUUGGACAAAAGAUAGAUAGUUCUUCUAAAGAAAAAGUUUAUUACUUACUGUUUAAUAUGCAAAUGAGUUGCAUGUAGAAGAAAAUUA